AUGGCUUCCAAUGCUCCGCAGCGAUGCUGCUAUACCGGUGUCAAACACGAGGGCGAGGCGAAAGGGAGGCUUGAGAAGGUUGGAGGCAUCGAGUCGUACAUCGCGGAGCCAGAAAGCAAGCAGACCGAUACUGCUGUCCUCCUCUUGACGGACAUUCUCGGACACAAGUUCAACAACAUCCAGCUCAUAGCUGAUCGAUUCGCCGAGAAUGGCUACUUUGUUGUCAUGCCCGAUCUAUUCGAAGGCGAUCCAGUCCCACUGAACUCGAUGCACGACGGCGAGGCCAUCGGAAAAUGGUUCCGAAGCGGCGGCCCAAGUGGUGGGCACACUACCGUACAAGUCGACCCCAUCGUCGAAGCCGUCAUCAAAGGCAUGAAGUCUCAUUACAACGUCAAGAAGAUCGGGUCCGUAGGAUACUGCUUCGGCGCGAAAUAUGUCGCUCGCUACUCAGCGCCCGGCAAAGGCAUCGACGUCGCCGCCUUCGCUCAUCCAUCUUUCGUCGAUGCUGAGGAGCUCAAGGCCAUGGCUGCUUCUUUGGCCAUCGCCGCUGCGGAGACGGAUCACAUCUUCCCGCCGGAGAAGAGGCGCGAGUCGGAGGAUAUCUUGAAGGAGAUGAAGACACCGUAUCAGAUGACGUUGUACUCGGAUGUCGAGCAUGGGUUUGCGGUCAGGGCAGAUUUGAACAAGCCGGAGGUGAAGUUUGCGAAGGAGGCGGCGUUUUUGCAGUGCGUGCAGUGGUUUGAUGAGUUUCUGAAGAGCAAGUGA
Molecule: messenger RNA, 765 nt
Organism: Zasmidium cellare ATCC 36951
Lineage: Eukaryota; Fungi; Ascomycota; Dothideomycetes; Mycosphaerellales; Mycosphaerellaceae
Exons: 3
Coding region: 1-765 (254 amino acids)
Molecular function (GO): hydrolase activity
Source: RefSeq, a predicted model, not a curated record